GCAGCUCCCCGUCGCCGCGCUCGGACUCGGGCUUCCAGGCGCGACGCGGCAUGUGCGUUGCUACCACUUUCGGCACCGGAACUGUGCUGGACGUGCGUCACGAGGACGGCUUUGUCGUGGUGCAGCUGGUGCCCAAGAACCUCGCGUACUUGCGCGAGGAGACCAUUAUCAGGGAGAUUAAGAGCGUCGUGGGCGAGCGCGUGAAGACGCGCUGGGGCAUGGCGACCGUGGAGCAGUACUACGUCGACGAGGACAUGUAUAGCAUCGCGCUGGACUGGCGCUGGGACGACGAGCACGUCUGGCGCAUGAAGGCCACGACCAAGAAGUUCGAGAAGGUGAACUCGCGCGGCACGCUCAUCCAGAACACCAAGAACCGCUUGUUCGAGGGCUACAGCUCGCUGCGGGAGAGCGUCGGCUCCAAGCUCACCACGACGAGCAAGAGGUAGAGAUGUUCAUUGCUAUGCUGCUGUAGGGAUUAUAUAUUUUGCUAGAGACCGUUUCUCAU
Phytophthora sojae is the source of this 505-nucleotide messenger RNA. RefSeq lists its product as hypothetical. NCBI's taxonomy places the organism in Eukaryota, Oomycota, Peronosporomycetes, Peronosporales, Peronosporaceae. The transcript has a single exon. The record is from RefSeq and is a predicted model, not a curated record. Bases 219 to 446 code for a protein of 75 amino acids.